Agelaius phoeniceus (red-winged blackbird) is the source of this 3235-nucleotide messenger RNA. RefSeq names its product multiple C2 and transmembrane domain containing 2 (gene MCTP2). Gene Ontology annotation, molecular function: calcium ion binding. NCBI's taxonomy places the organism in Eukaryota, Metazoa, Chordata, Aves, Passeriformes, Icteridae. The record is from RefSeq and is a predicted model, not a curated record. Gene Ontology annotation, cellular component: synaptic vesicle membrane. Gene Ontology annotation, biological process: regulation of neurotransmitter secretion.
CUGAGAUUCCCCUUGCAGCAAUGGACUUGGACAAACAAUCCGUGUGGGGAUCCCUGAAGCAGAAGACGCGGCCGUUCCUGCGAAACCUGAGCGUGAGGAAGACGAAGAAGAGGUCUGGCAAGAUGCUGGAGAGGAAGGGCCACUCCUUGGACCGCUGUCUCAGCGUGUCCGUGCCUGACAUGCUGGAGGUGGACACCCUCAUGGAAGAGGAGGAAGAAGAAGAAAUUACUUACACGGACGCUCAGGUGUUGUCGAGCUGCUCCCCCAAGAGCUUUUCCAGGUCUGUGGUGUCCCUGAAGAGCAGAAACACUUCGGUGAAGGCAGCGGGAGAGGACUGGCUGUGGGCGUCACAGCAGAGGACGCGGACGGAGGUGACAGUCACCCCCCCAGACAUGCAAGACGUGGGCAUUCAGCUGGUGUCCUCAAGAGGAGCUGAGGCCGUGGGCAGCCCCGUGUCUGAGGGGAAGAAGAGGAGAUCCAGCGAGGACCUCUUUGAGCUGCUGCAGAGCUCCCGGCUGAGUGCCACGCUGAGUGACGAGGGGACAGAGUGCCCGUGUGGAGAAAUGGAUUUUGACUCUUCCCUGUCAUCUCAAAACUUUGAUGACCAAAUGGCUCUGGAGGAAGCCAAUGACUGCCUGAGUGAGCUGCCCAGCCCCUUUGCCUACCUGCUGACCAUCCACCUGAAGGAAGGCAGGAACCUGGUUAUCAGGGAUCGUUGUGGUACGAGUGACCCGUACGUGAAGUUUAAAUUAAAUGGCAAAACUCUUUACAAAAGUAAGGUAGUCUACAAGAACCUCAACCCAGUUUGGGAUGAAACUGUUGUGCUGCCCAUACAGACCCUCGAUCAAAACCUCUGGAUCAAGGUGUACGAUCGUGAUUUAACCUCUUCAGACUUCAUGGGUUCGGCAUCUGUGGCACUCACUGAACUUGAACUCAAUAGAACUACUGAACAGGUUUUAAAACUGGAAGAUCCCAACAGUUUAGAAGAUGACAUGGGAGUGAUUGUAUUAAACUUGAGUCUAGCAGUCAAGCAAGGAGACUUCAAGAGAAAUAGAUGGUCAAGUCGAAAGAAAAGAACUUCAUCCAAGUCGAGUUUCACGCGGAACCUGCGGCUCUCGGAGUCGCUGCGCAAGAACCAGCUGUGGAACGGGCUGGUCACCAUCACCCUCUUGGAGGGCAAGAACAUGCCCAGAGGGGGCUUGGCAGAGAUUUUUAUUCUCCUCAAACUGGGGGACCAAAGAUACAAGAGCAAAACACUGUGUAAGAGUGCAAAUCCUCAGUGGAGGGAACAGUUUGAUUUUCACUACUUCUCUGACAGGAAGGAUAUGUUGGACAUUGAGGUGUGGAGAAAGGAUAACAAAAAGCACGAGGAGCUUUUGGGAAGGUGCCACGUUGACAUUACUGCCCUGCCAGAAAAGCAGAGCAACUGCUUGGAGCUGCCUCUGGAGAAACACCCAGGGUCCCUGCUGAUGCUGAUUUCUGUUGCCCCAUGUACAGGAGUGUCUAUCUCUGAUCUGUGUGUCUGUCCCUUGGGAGACCCCAAUGAACGGCAGCAGAUUUCUCAGCGUUAUUGUAUAAAGAAUUCCUUUCGGGACAUGAAGGACAUCGGCUUCUUACAAGUCAAAGUUUUAAAAGCAGUGGACCUGAUGGCAGCAGAUUUUUCAGGCAAAAGUGAUCCUUUCUGUGUCUUGGAGCUGGGAAACGACAUGCUUCAAACACACACCGUUUACAAGAACCUCAACCCAGAGUGGAACAAAGUUUUCACAUUCCCUAUUAAAGAUAUUCACGAUGUUCUGGAGGUGACAGUGUUUGAUGAAGAUGGAGACAAACCCCCUGAUUUCCUUGGAAAAGUUGCCAUCCCUUUGCUGUCUAUUAGAAACGGUAAACAAAGUUGUUACACACUGAAGAAUAAAGACUUGGAACGUGCUUCAAAAGGAGUAAUUUACUUGGAGCUGGAUGUCCUAUUUAAUCCUAUAAAAGCAAGUAUUAGAACAUUCAAGCCCCGAGAAAAGCGCUUUACUGAAGAGAACCGCAAAUUUUCUAAAAAGAUCUUAUCAAGAAAUGUUGAUCGCGUGAAAAAAAUCACCAUGGCAAUAUGGAAUACAAUACAAUUCCUUUGGAGCUGCUUUCUCUGGGAGUCCACGGUGAAGAGCCUGAUAGCAUUUGUGGUGUUUGUGGUCACUGUCUGGACCGUGGAGCUGUACAUGGUGCCCCUGGCCUUGCUGGUGCUCUUUGCGUACAAUUUCUCCCUCGUCACAACAGGGAAGGUCAAUAACGCCCAGGAUGCCCAGGAGCUUAUGGGCUUGGAUGAAGACGAGGAUGAAGAUGAUAAGGAAUCUGAGAAAAAGGGGCUGAUUGAGAGAAUCCACAUGGUCCAAGAGAUCAUCAUAGCUGUUCAAAGCAUCCUGGAAGAAAUAGCAUCGUUUGGAGAGAGGAUUAAAAACACAUUCAACUGGACGGUGCCUUUCCUCUCUGUCUUGGCCUGCUUGGUCCUGGCAGCAGCAACAGUUAUUUUGUAUUUUAUACCACUGAGGUACAUUGUUUUAAUCUGGGGCAUAAAUAAAUUUACUAAGAAGCUUAGAAAUCCCUAUGCCAUCGACAAUAAUGAGCUACUAGAUUUCCUCUCCAGGGUACCAUCUGAUGUUCAAAAGGUGCAGCAGGCUGAAUUGAAACCAUCCAGCAGCUCCAGCCCCAUCAGGAAGAAGCGGAGCACGCUCUAGGAUGCAGCAGGGUUUGGGAAUGCAGCACCUCCCUCCCUGCACACACGUGUGCACACACUGCACCCCUCCCCUCCUCAUGCUUCAGAACAACACUAGAGUCACUUGCCACGGACUUUCUCGUUCUUGGAAGAUGUGGUUUUUGAUAAACACUUGUCUUGGGUUUCUUUUCUGGGUUGUCUUUUUGGCAUGGAAUCCCAAAAAAGAGCAAGGUGAAAUGUGAAUGAUUUUGUGGGAUGGGGAGGAGAAUGGAAGAGGAUGGUGCAACUGCACCUUUUAUUUUUCUUUUUUUUUAUUCCCCCCUUUGAUUGUAGAGACAAGGCUGGAUGUGGCAGCACUCCCUGUGUUAUGUAGGAAGAGAUAAUUCUGCUUAGUGUAGCAGAUCAGCUGAGCUGAUGUGAGGAGAUGCUCUGAACCAGUUUUUAACAUAUCCAACAGAUUUACAUUAAGAUAUGAAAGCUAUUCUUUUCUGAGUUAAAUCACUGUGCCUAGAAAGGUUUAAGCUCUGAAUUAACGAG